Molecule: messenger RNA, 675 nt
Organism: Ziziphus jujuba (common jujube)
Lineage: Eukaryota; Viridiplantae; Streptophyta; Magnoliopsida; Rosales; Rhamnaceae
Exons: 3
Coding region: 1-675 (224 amino acids)
Source: RefSeq, a predicted model, not a curated record
AUGAAAGACAUCAAACAUUUCAUUGAUUUGGUUAGAAAGUUUAUGUAUGACAAAGAAGAUAAGUUUCCCAGGAGUUCUUAUGAUUUGACCCUCUGUAUCCAUUCUGCAAAGAAACUAGAUAAUGCGGGGGUCGCGUUUGGGCUUCCUAAAGAUGCUACACAUUUAGCUCGCAUAAAAACUUGGCCCGAUAUUAAGGACGAUGAUAAGUUAUGGUGGAGCAAUGGCCGCGGUUGCUAUGAGCCUCGUAUCUGCAAUUAUAUUUUUCUGCUGGAUCAACUCAUCGACACCGUUGAAGAUGUGGAUUUGCUGGUUGACAAGACAAUCAUUGAGAACUGGCUUGGCAGUAACAAGGCUGUGGUUGACUUGGUUAACCAACUUUGCGACCAAAUUGUGACACCGCGUUUAUUCUAUACUGAUAUCUGCGACAAACUUAACAAGUAUCACAGCAAAAAACUGAAUGUUGCCAGGUCAACCUUCAAGAGGGUUUACUUCGAGGAAAUUUGGACGAGCAGUUCCACUGUUGUCGGGCUUGUUUUCCUUGUGUUCUCCCUCUUCUCUACCUAUUCUACCAUCAAGAAUCUAUAUGAUGAGACUGGAUGGAACCCAGGGCCAUUCAUAAUUUAUUUACGUGACUGUGACAUUGAUGCACAAUAUACAAUGCCUAGUACACCUUAG